AUGGAUAGGUCAAAGAACAGUGGAGGUAGAAUAAGUUGGUGGCUUCCGGAGGCUAGACAGUUCUCCUAUUUCGUGGUUGAGAGGAAUGUGUGGGACAGUAUUAAAGGAUGGAAGGAUGUGUGGGUCAAAGCAGAUGGGGACAGAGGACCCAAGGGAGUGGGACAGAGCAGAGCCGUCGGAGGAGGGGGGGGGAGUAUUAAAAGGGUUGUGCGCCGAGGCGGUAGGGGAACGGAAAGCAGGAAAGCAGCUUUCCAACUGCCGACCAACUGGAGGAGUCAAACACGACGGGCACAACUGUGGUACAUGGAAUACAGCAUCCAUGAUGAGCUAUCCUCCCGAUUGAUGGAGAGAUGUAUGCAAGUAUCUAUCCUAAACCUUUGUCGAAAGUUGAGCGAAAAAAGAGAGAAAGCAAUCACAAUCAGUUCAAUCAAUCAACCAAUCAAUCAAUCAGAAGCAGGUUGGAAGACAAAAUGGACGAUGUGGGCGACGAUUGAACUCAGAUGUGGCGAUGGGGAAGGAGGCCAGACCCUGACUGAGGAUGCCUAUAGGGAGUCGAGUAGAGAUGAAGGCUCUGAGGUAAAUCGGUCUUGGUGUGGUUAUAGUAAAGGGGAACAAUGUCAACUAUACUUGUAA
Molecule: messenger RNA, 633 nt
Organism: Puccinia graminis f. sp. tritici CRL 75-36-700-3
Lineage: Eukaryota; Fungi; Basidiomycota; Pucciniomycetes; Pucciniales; Pucciniaceae
Exons: 5
Coding region: 1-633 (210 amino acids)
Source: RefSeq, a predicted model, not a curated record